Molecule: messenger RNA, 3213 nt
Organism: Puma concolor (puma)
Lineage: Eukaryota; Metazoa; Chordata; Mammalia; Carnivora; Felidae
Source: RefSeq, a predicted model, not a curated record
AUGGUUGGACGUGGAGGCUCCUCUGGCCGGGGCACAGCUCUGAGGGGUGGCUGUGAUUCCGAACUUGUCCUCUUCCUCAACUGCUUCAAGAGCUACGAGGACCAGGGCGUUCGCCGUGCAGAGAUCCUCAACGAGAUGCGGGUCCUGCUAGAAUCCUGGUGGCAGAAACCCAUCCCCGGUCUGAGCUUUGAGUUUCCCGAGCAGGACGCGGCCAGGGUCCUACGGUUCCGACUGGCAUCCACGGACCUCGAAAACUGGAUGGAUGUCAGCCUGGUGCCCGCCUUCGACGCUCUGGGACAGCUCAGUUCCGAUGUCAAACUCAAGCCCCAGAUCUACUCCCGCCUCCUCGACAGCGGCUGCCAGGGGGGCGAGCAUGCGGCCUGCUUCGCGGAGCUGCGGAGGAACUUCGUGAACGUUCGCCCGGCCAAGCUGAAGAACCUGAUCCUGCUGGUGAAGCACUGGUUCCGUCAGGUGUGCCAGGGGGAGGUGAGGAGGGAGGAGCUGCCUCCAGCCUAUGCCCUGGAGCUGCUGACCAUCUUCGCCUGGGAGCAGGGCUGUGGGAAGGAGGCCUUCAGCCUGGCCCAAGGCCUCCGCACCGUCCUGGGCCUGAUCUGUCAGUAUCAGCACCUGUGUGUUUUCUGGACCCUCAACUACGGCUUCGAGGACCCUGCGGUCAGGUGGUUCUUGCGGUACCAGCUCGAGAGACCCAGGCCCGUGAUCCUGGACCCGGCUGACCCCACGUGGGACGUGGGGAACGGAGCAGCGUGGCACUGGGAUCUACUGGCCCGAGAGGCAGAGUCUUGCUAUGAGCACCCGUGUUUUCUGCAGGCGGCGGGGGGCGCUGUGCAGCCCUGGGAGGGGCCCGGCCUUCCACGUCCUGGGUGCUCAGGUUUGGACCACCCCAUCCAGCGAGACUCUGCCCAGAGGGCCCCGGAGGAGAGCAGCAGUCUCGAUGCCGUGGGCCCAAGUGCAGGGAGCAGGCAGCCCUCACGCCCAGCUCCCGGCCCCUCAGGGACAGCCAGCACCACCCCCUGUACUCUGGGGAUGGCCUUGGAUCUGUCUCGCAUCAGCACCAAGGACCUGGACCGCUUCAUCCAGGACCACCUGAAACCGAACCCCCAGUUCCAGAAGCAGGUCAACAAGGCCAUCGAUGUCAUCUUGCAUUGCCUCUGCGAGAAGCGUUUCUACAGGGCGUCCACAGUCAGCAAGGGGGGCUCAUUUGGCCGGGGCACAGACCUGAGGGGCUACGGUGAUGCCGAACUCGUCAUCUUCCUCAACUGCUUCGAGGACUACGGGGACCAAAGGGCCCGCCGCCUGGAGAUCCUUGAUGAGAUGCGGGCACAGUUGGAAUCCUGGUGGCAAGACCCAGUCCCCGGCCUGAGCCUCCGUUUUCCUGAGCAGACCGUGCCCGAGGCUUUACAGUUCCAGCUGGUGUCCCGGGCCCCAGGAAGCUGGAUGGACGUGAGCCUGCUGCCUGUCUUUGAUGCCGCGGGGCAGCUCUGUGCGGGCGCCAGACCUGAGCCCCAGAUCUACUCCAGCUUCCUCGACAGCGGCUGCCAGGGGGGCGAGCACGUGGCCUGCUUCACAGAGCUGAGGAGGAACUUCGUGAACACUCGCCCACCCAAGCUGAAGAACCUGAUCCUGCUCGUGAAGCACUGGUAUUACCAGGUCGCAGCUCGGAACAGAGGACGGCAGCCAGCCUGUGCCUCCCUGCCCCCAGUCUAUGCCCUGGAGCUCCUGACCAUCUUCGCCUGGGAGCAGGGCUGCAGGAACGAUUCUUUCAACACGGCUGAAGGCCUCAAGACGGUCCUAGGGCUCGUCCAGCAGCACCAGCAACUUUGUGUCUACUGGACGGUCAACUACAGCUUUGAGGACCCAGCUAUCAGAACAUACCUUCUUGGCCAGCUUCAGAAACCCAGGCCCCUGCUCCUGGAUCCUGCUGACCCCACCUGGAAUGUGGGCCAGGGCAGCUGGGAGCUGUUGGCCCAGGAAGCAGCAGCUCUGGAGACACAGGCCUGCUUUAGGAAUAGACAGGGGACGUCUGUGCAGCCCUGGGAUGUGAUGCCUGCUCUCCUUUACCAAACACCAGCUGGGGACCUUGACAAGUUCAUCAGUGAAUUUCUCCAGCCCAGCCGCCAGUUCUUGGCUCAGGUGAACAAGGCCGUCAAUGCCAUCUGCUCAUUCCUGAGGGAAAACUGCUUCCGGAAUUCUCCCAUCAAAGUGCUCAAGGUGGUCAAGGGUGGCUCUUUAGCCAAAGGCACAGCUCUGCGAGGCCGCUCAGAUGCUGAUAUAGUGGUGUUCCUCAGCUGCUUCAGCCAGUUCACCGAACAAGGGAACAAGCGGGCUGAGAUCAUCUCAGAGAUCCGAGCCCAGCUGGAGGCAUGUCAGCAGGAGAUGCAGUUCGAGGUGAAGUUCGAGAUCCCCAAGUGGGAGAAUCCCCGCGUUUUGAGCUUCUCUCUGAUGUCCCAGACGAUGCUGGAUCAGAGCGUGGACUUUGACGUGCUGCCAGCCUUUAACGCCUUAGGCCAGCUGAGCUCCGGCAGGAGGCCCACGCCUCAAGUCUACGUCGACCUCAUCCACAGCUACAACAACGCGGGCGAGUACUCCACCUGUUUCACGGAGCUGCAGAGGGACUUCAUCGUCUCUCGCCCCACCAAGCUGAAGAGUCUGAUCCGAUUGGUCAAGCACUGGUACCAGCAGUGCAACAAGAUGCCCAAGGGGAAAGGUUCCCUGCCCCCCCAGCACGGGCUAGAGCUCCUGACGGUGCAUGCCUGGGAGCAGGGCGGCCGGGACCCCCAGUUCAACAUGGCGCAAGGCUUCCGCACUGUCCUGGAGCUGGUCAGCCGGUACCGUGAGCUCUGUGUCUACUGGACCGUCAACUACGACAACCGGGACAAGACUGUCAGGGACUUCCUGAGCCAGCAGCUUCAGAAGACCAGGCCCAUCAUCCUGGAUCCAGCUGACCCGACGGGCAACCUGGGCCACAAUGCCCGCUGGGACCUGCUGGCCGAGGAAGCUGUGGCCUGCAUGUCUGCCGUGUGCUGCAUGGGCAGGGACGGCACCCCCAUCCAGCCAUGGCCAGCGAAGCCCAGCGGCUUUCGCAGAGAUGGCAGUCUUCGUGCCAUUUGUCAGCCACAGGCCAUUGGCAGUGGCCGCCUGGAGGCCUGGGUUCUGGAAGAUUCUAAAGAAUGGAUGCAUACCUGGGAAGAGUGA